Molecule: messenger RNA, 2193 nt
Organism: Strongylocentrotus purpuratus (purple sea urchin)
Lineage: Eukaryota; Metazoa; Echinodermata; Echinoidea; Camarodonta; Strongylocentrotidae
Gene: gucy1a2
Product: guanylate cyclase soluble subunit alpha-2-like
Exons: 9
Coding region: 1-1905 (634 amino acids)
Biological process (GO): response to oxygen levels; cGMP biosynthetic process
Cellular component (GO): guanylate cyclase complex, soluble
Molecular function (GO): guanylate cyclase activity; heme binding
Source: RefSeq, a predicted model, not a curated record
AUGUCCGAGGUUGGUAUCGUAUCUCUCACCUUCCGUCGUGUCUUCUCAACUUUCGGUCAUGACGAUAUCAUCGAUGAUUUCUUGGAUAAUGAGGGGUUGGACAGUAAGUUUUCAAUCGAGUCAUUAACAAACUACUACGACUCGAGGCCCAACUCAUGUCUAGAGGAUCUCUUAAUUCAUGUCAGUACCAAAGGUGCCAAGAUUUUAGGUUUAGAGUACACAGUAUUUAUGGAGAGGUUCGGAGAGGAGUUUUUCUGUCUGUGUUUCGAGCAAUAUGGCACAUUUCUACAAGCUUUAGGCGGGUCCCUAGUCGAAUUCUAUAGCAACAUUGAUGGCCUUCAGCAACACAUCACAUCAUUAAAGCUUACCAGUAAUCACAAGGCACCAUCGUUUCGCUGCUCCACGAGGGACGAUGACCGACACAUUCUACUUCAUAUGUACACAGAGAGCACAUGCAUCUCGCAAAGCAUGGCGGGACAGAUCAAAAUGGCGUCCAUUCUUUUGUUCAAUUCUUUCGUCGACGUUCAAAUGGGUGAACGUGUUGGGAACCAUUCGGUGUACAUAAUCCAACCACUCCUGGAUGAAACCCAUCCAAACUGUGAUAAGGACAGACUAGGACAUCCUGUCCAGUCCAUUACAAACAUGUCAACCAGGAGAAAAGACGCCAAACUUUCGGUAGAUACCUUUACCUCAGCCUUUCCCUUCCAUGUCAUGUUCAACAGACAGCUGUUGAUAAAGCAACUUGGUGAUACCAUUAUGAGGAUGAUGGCUACAGCUUUGGCAGCCGAUGGACUCAAUUUUAGCUCUUACUUCAAGGUGCUGUCUCCACCAUUGGAAAAGGUCACAUUUGAGAGUAUUCUUGCAAACAUUAAUCUGUGUUAUGUAAUCACUACCACGUGUGUUCUGUCAGGACUCUCCAGCACGGAAAGCAAGUAUUCGGCGAUAGAGGUAACAGGUCAGAUGAUCUAUGUCCCCGAGAGUGACUGCAUCUUGUUCCUUGGCUCACCAAGGGUUGGUAAGCUGGAGGAGUUGACUGGACGAGGUCUUUACCUCGCUGAUAUCCCUAUCCACGAUGCUACCAGAGAUCUGAUCCUGGUAGGAGAGGAAAGCAGGGCUCAAGAUGGUCUCAAGCAGAGGAUGGACAAGCUCAAAUCACAGGUGGAGGAAGCGAGUGGUAACCUCGACUCAGAGAGACAGAAGAACGUCGAUCUUCUCAAUCUUAUCUUCCCCGAGGCUGUGGCCAAGAAACUUUGGAGGGGUGAACCCGUACCGGCUCAGACUGUCGAAGGUGUGUCCAUGUUGUUCUCUGAUAUCGUGGGCUUCACUGCUAUCUGCUCAACCGCUACACCCUUCAUGGUGGUGAACAUGCUCAAUUCUCUCUACACUGAGUUUGAUUCUUUCUGCGGAAUCCUUGAUGUCUAUAAGGUGGAAACGAUUGGUGACGCGUACUGCGUUGCCUCAGGACUUCACAAAUCUUCCAACACGCACGCGCAAUUAGCUGCAAAGAUGGCGAUUAAAAUGAUGGAGGCUGCAGCGGCUGUAAAGUCACAUCAGGGAAACGCACUCAGGAUGCGUAUUGGACUGCACACAGGAGAGAUUGUGGCGGGAAUUGUCGGUCAGAAAAUGCCCAGGUAUUGUCUGUUUGGUAACAAUGUCACCCUAGCUAACAAGAUGGAAUCGCAUAGUGAAGCACUCAAAAUCAACGUUAGUCCUACUACACACGUCCUUCUGGUUGAAUGUGGUAGUUAUCACUUUGAAGAGCGCUCUCGGGAAACUCUUCCCGCCGCCUUUCCAGCCACCAUCCUAGGCAAUCCUUUCUUUCUCUAUGGCUACGAUACUAAUCCUGAAGAACCCGUCGAUGCAGAACUCUGGGGAGACAGUACUCAUGUUGAGAUACCCACGUAAUCAAGAGGAAUCUAAUCCCGUAAUCCAUGUCAAGAUGUGAUCUCAUCAGAGCAAGGUAGACAAUACUUAUCUUGAGGAUUCAAUUUGACAUUUCAUUUAUACCAUUGUCUUCAGAAAAUCAGGACUUUACUUGCGUCAUGGAGAUGUUUCUUCAUCUGUAAAUUUCCUGUUUUUUAUGUAAUGGCUGACUUUUAGAACUAAGCUUCUGUUAAUUGAGGAUCGAUUUGGAUCUUGAUUUAGCUACCAGCUGAUCCCAAAUUAAAAUAAAAGUCGAAAGUAAUAUGUCCU